AUGAAUGGGCCCCUCUACAUGCAGUCCUGCAACAGCACUGUCCUCGUCCGGCGCGUCAAGCGGAGGGGAGACAGCCCCGCGAAACAAUUGGCCCGCUGGUUUGUCGAGAAUCAAAUUGGCUUCUCCUUGAAUCUCCUGGCCCUCCUGUUCUGCGCCCACUAUCUACUUCCUCGCUCCCAGGCCUACACGUCCAAAUUCUUCACCCUGCAGUACUAUAACGAGCAGUCUCAGAAAUAUGGCCUUGGCUUCGACGACACAUAUUAUGUGUUCUUUGUUGUCGUGCUGUUUACCGGCCUGCGCGCCGCCACCAUGGAGUACAUCCUGGCCCCCUUCGCUAAUUACCUGGGCCUCCGCAAGAAGAAGGAGGUGACGCGGUUCAGUGAACAGGCUUGGCUGGUGAUAUAUUGCGUGGUUUUCUGGUCGCUGGGUGUCUAUCUUCACUACACCUCCCCAGCAUGGCUCAAUCUGAGAAAUUUGUGGGCUACCUGGCCGAAUCGGGAGCUUGGAGGUCUGUUCAAGUUCUAUGUCCUCACUCAGCUAGGUUUCUGGUUCCAGCAGGUGUUUGUGAUCAAUAUCGAGGAGCGCCGCAAGGAUCACUGGCAGAUGCUGAGCCAUCACUUCAUUACGAUUGUCCUGAUUCACGCGUCGUACCGGUAUCAUUUCAACUACAUCGGUAACGCCGUGUUUAUACUGUUCGACCUUGGUGACAUCCUUCUUUCGGGUUCCAAAUGCCUGAAAUAUGCGGGCUUCACCAACGCAUGCGAUGUCGGGUUUGGUCUUUUCAUGCUGUCGUGGUUCGUGAACCGUCAUGUACUCUUCAACAUCGUCUGCUGGUCCAUUUACAAGCAUCCUUCUGAGAUUCUCACCCGUGGAUGCUUCCGAGGACCCCAGAGCGAACUUGAGGGGCCAUUUGAGCAGCCUGCGGGGUAUGGUCCCUAUUUCGAGCCGUUUCUCAAGGCCGAUGGGCUCGUGUGCUGGCAGCCUAUCGUCACAAACAGCUUCCUCGCACUCCUGCUUGCGCUGCAGGUCAUCUGCAUUGUCUGGUUCGCCAUGAUUGUCAAGGUUGCCAUUCGUGUCGUGCGAGGUGCUGGGGCCGAUGACGUCCGGAGCGAUGACGAAUGCGAGGAUGAAGAGGAGGAAGAGGACGAGUUUGUGUAUGAAGAGGCCCAGCCGUUUGAGGAAGAGGUGGGCGUUGAGGAGCUUGAUCUGAAGAGCUGGGAGCGGAGGACCGGUGUCAAGAGGACGUCUACCACAGCAACUGGAGUCAGCUUGCCAGGCCACAGCGACCGCAAGGAAUUGUUGGGCCGGAUUGGCUGUGAGAAGCAGGUCGACUGA
Messenger RNA from Cryphonectria parasitica EP155, 1335 nucleotides. Its product is annotated as longevity assurance proteins LAG1/LAC1. Gene Ontology annotation, cellular component: membrane. The coding region runs from base 1 to 1335 and encodes 444 amino acids. Gene Ontology annotation, molecular function: sphingosine N-acyltransferase activity. The transcript has 4 exons. NCBI's taxonomy places the organism in Eukaryota, Fungi, Ascomycota, Sordariomycetes, Diaporthales, Cryphonectriaceae. The record is from RefSeq and is a predicted model, not a curated record. Gene Ontology annotation, biological process: ceramide biosynthetic process.